Messenger RNA from Cuscuta campestris, 1133 nucleotides. Lineage: Eukaryota; Viridiplantae; Streptophyta; Magnoliopsida; Solanales; Convolvulaceae. The record is from the annotation of a GenBank genome assembly.
AUCAUAUUGAAUUGAUAUUAAAUGGAAUAAUUAAAUAUAUUGUACUCAUAGUUUAUGAUCAAAACGUGUCACUAUUUAAAAAGAAAAUAAAAAUAAGAAAAGUUUUCAGCAUUAAAAUGGAAAUCCCCAAACAUCUCUUAAAACCCUAAGUUUUGUAUUGCAAGUGGUGCCUGUAGACUGCACGCCGGGUGCACUCCCGCUACCACCGGACGCCGCCGACCACUGAACGCCGGAGCCAGAACGCUGCUCCACCUGCUUGCCGCUGUUUUAAAAGGUUUUGGGUGGCCGACCCUAACAAGAUGAUCCGAAGAAUUGCCCAAAUCAACCAUCUGAACACCUCAACCCCGACCUCUCUCAAAGCUCUGAGCCACCAACUACUGCAGCGAUGCUCAGUGAGCAGAACAGCAAAGGGCAAGGGAAAAUUGAAGGCAGGGCAGCCCUUGAAGAGAACCAAAGUAUCUACCAAAAAGGGCUCCGAAACCACAACAAAAGAAGCUCCUAGAAGAAAAAGCGAGUUCGAUGAAAUGCUCGAGGAAUGCUUGGGCUCCACUUCGCCGCUUCGUUUCUUGAAGCCCAAAGAGAUGGCCCGAGAGUCCGAGAGGGAGAAGAUGGGCCUGAUAUCCAAAGCCCGAGAAGAGGAGAAGAAGAAGCUGAAGAAGAUGGGGAAGGAGUUCCAGUCUCCAUGGAUGAUUGGGACUCCGGGGUUGGACUUGAUCUCUUUGGGUUUAGUUGACGCAGAGAAGAUCCCAAAGUAUGAGCUAACGGUUGAGGAUGGGCGGAUGCUGGCAAAGGAGUACAGCAGGGUAUUGAUGAGGAAGCACAGGGAAAGGCAGGCUGCUGAGUCAACACUGUUGAGGCUGAAGAAAGAGGCCAUUGAGGCAUUGCCUGAGAAUCUGAAAGCUGCUGCCUUGGUUCCAGACUUGACUCCAUUCCCCAUGAACAGGUUUAUGGCCACUUUGACCCCUCCAAUCGAAGGGUAUAUUGAGAAGGUUCAGGAGGCAGCAAGAAGGGGCUCUGGAAGGGAGAAGCUCAGGUGAUUUCUUUUCUUUCGGGUAUCUGGUUCUUGCUGAAUUUGCAUGUUGCAUCGCCUUCACUUGUUAGGAAAUGGUAUAAAAUAAUGGUCAUGUAAUGGU